UGCAAGUGACAGAAAACAACAGAGACGCUGAAUGAGACGCUUUUUGACUGAGCCCCAGCCAUGAGGAGACCAGACCAACUGUAGAGGACUUGAAAACAGAUGCAAGUGAUCAUCAGCUCUGCUUCUGACUGAAGGAACUCAUCUUUGCAUCAGCAGGAUUGAAUUUGUGGAGGAAAAAAAAAAGACGAAGACAGACAAAUAGACAGACAAGAGGACGGAUUGGAUUUGGUGGUACAUAUCAAAGAGAUAACCGUCAAUGAAGACACCUGGCAUGGCGGUAUUCAAGCAACAAAAUGUGGAUGAUUUCUAUGAAAUUGGAGAAGAACUAGGAAGUGGGCAGUUUGCAAUUGUUAAGCGCUGCAUAGAGAAGAGCUCAGGUAUUGAAUAUGCAGCCAAGUUCAUCAAGAAGCGCCAGAGUCGAGUCAGCAGACGUGGUGUACGAAGAGAGGAGAUUGAGAGGGAAGUGGACAUCCUGCAGCAACUCCAGCACCCCAACAUUAUAACGCUGCAUGACGUGUACGAGAACCGCACAGAUGUUGUGCUUGUCCUCGAAUUGGUUUCUGGAGGAGAGCUGUUCGAUUUCUUGGCUCAGAAGGAGUCUCUCAGUGAAGAGGAGGCCACUCAGUUUAUCAAACAGAUCCUUGAUGGAGUCCAGUACCUUCACUCCAAGAGGAUCUCACAUUUUGAUCUAAAGCCUGAAAAUAUAAUGCUGCUGGACAGGGAUGAUCCUCUACCCCGCAUCAAACUCAUAGACUUUGGACUGGCACACAAAAUAGAAGCUGGGGCAGAUUUUAAAAACAUUUUUGGGACCCCUGAGUUUGUAGCUCCAGAGAUAGUCAACUAUGAGCCACUGGGAUUGGAGGCAGACAUGUGGAGCAUUGGAGUCAUCACAUAUAUACUCUUGAGUGGUGCGUCACCUUUCCUCGGUGACACGAAGCAGGAGACACUGGGAAAUAUCUCGGCGAUGGACUAUGAUUUUGAUGAAGAGCUCUUCAGCAAUACAAGCGAGCUUGCCAAGAGCUUCAUAAGGGAGCUUCUUGAGAAGGACACGAGAAAACGGAUGACCAUACAGGACGCCCUUAACCAUCCUUGGAUUAAGCCUUUGAAUCCUAGACAGGCCAUGGUGAAAAGGUUGUCAGUGGUCAACUUGGAGAACUUCAGGAGACAGUACGCCAGACGCAGAUGGAAGCUGUCAUUCAGAAUUGUAUCUCUGUGCAAUCAUUUAACACGGAUCAUGAAGAAGGGCCAGAAGCUGCCUGAGCAGGACGGGAGGGAUUGUGAAAGUGACCAAGAAGAAGAAAUCCUCAAGAGAAGACCGAGGACCAGAAAGAGAAGCAGCACUUCCUGAGAGCAACAAUAAGUGUCAAGUGUCAGUCGACAAUGUUCCUGUUGCAACAGUGACUCUGCACUCUUUGACGCACACUUUGCAGCUGUUACUUGUCUAAAAGAAUCAGCCACAGUAUUUGAAUGACUUCUGAAGAUGCAACAUUUUCAGUGGUCAAAGCAACUUUGUAUGUCUUGGUGACUCACAAAGCCAGCAGAUCAUCCGCUUUAUGUUAGAUAGCCAUUUCUGAAUUAGAGCUACUGUUUUCUUGCAUGAAAAGAUAUAACUGGAUUAUUGUUGACAGGAACUGAAAAGCCAAUGUGGACAAAAAUGGAGGCAGCUUCCUCUAAGUGCAGUCUUAAAAAUGCUUCAGCUGUUUUUAGGCAGCCAAGUGUUGACAGAUAGUUUGACUGUGUUCUUUUUAUUGUGCAGGUUGCAUGUGAGGAUUUACAAGAAAUAUUUUGUCCACGACAGGGUGAUGGUAGCAGAUCUUCAUAACCAAAUGUUUACAUGUUGCUCUGCUUAGCAUACAAUAAUGUCAUUUGCCACAUUAAGAUAAUUACCUGAAGCCUGCUAUACAGAGCCAUCUGUGUACUGUAAUUCUACAUUUUCUUAAUUUCUGUAAAUUACUCAUGUCAAAUGAGGCAAUCAUUACAUUUUGUCCUAUGAAUACAUAAGAACAUAAUAUAAAUAACUUCUAUACAUAUGUGAAAUACAAUUCAGAAUUGAAUUUCUUAAUGCAGUUGUUUGUUCUUGAUGCAUUUUGAUGUAUUUAUGGUGUAAAUAUACAUGUCAGCCAAAUGUCUUAUCUCAGUUUCACUUGUAUCUUACAUCCGCUGUUUUAAAAACAAAUACUUAAUUCUCCGUUCUCUUGUGUAUUGUAUGUAUUGUAUGUAUUGUAAAUUGAAAUGUUUAAUAAAUUAAUGAACAUGA
Scomber japonicus (chub mackerel) is the source of this 2257-nucleotide messenger RNA. It is a transcript of the gene dapk2b, whose product is annotated as death-associated protein kinase 2b. Gene Ontology annotation, molecular function: protein serine/threonine kinase activity; ATP binding. The record is from RefSeq and is a predicted model, not a curated record. Gene Ontology annotation, biological process: intracellular signal transduction; positive regulation of apoptotic process; protein phosphorylation. The coding region runs from base 257 to 1348 and encodes 363 amino acids. Gene Ontology annotation, cellular component: cytoplasm; nucleus. The transcript is spliced from 12 exons. NCBI's taxonomy places the organism in Eukaryota, Metazoa, Chordata, Actinopteri, Scombriformes, Scombridae.